AGCUGGCCGGGGGAGCUGCGAUGGGCGUUGCUGCAGCUUGCUCUAGCCUGGAACCCAAUUCGUGCCCUCAAUCGCGCAAUAGAGAAAGAACCGGAGCUCCUCCCUCGACUCCACCAGCUCCUCCCUCUUUGACACUUGGGAAACUGAUAGCUCUCAACAGUCUACAGCUUCUCAUACCGAUAUGCUGUCCCGACUCACCAGCUUCCGCAGUUCUCUGCGGCCCAUGUCCGCCCUUUCUUGCUCUCGCUCGUUCACAACAAGCAGAGCUGCUAUGGCCCAAUACGGCCUCGAGACGUACCUAGUCAGUCCGGCUGAGCUCGAUACAGCACUCAAGAGAAACGUCAGCAGCAAGCUCUCGACCGCGCCCAAGAUCGUUCCACUCUGCGCAUCGUGGUUCCUUCCCAACGAUGGCCGGGAUGGUAAGGAGACAUUCCUGGCUGAACGCAUUCCUCGCGCGCAGUUCUUCGACCUCGACGCCGUCAAGGACCCCCACUCGCCGUACCCUCACAUGCUGCCGUCAGCAGAAGAUUUCGCUGCUGCUUUGAGCAAGCUUGGUAUCCGGAGGCAUGACAGCGUAGUGGUCUACGACAGCAAGGAGCUCGGUAUCUUCUCCGCUCCUCGAGUGGGCUGGACUCUUCGGGCGUUUGGGCAUCCCAACGUCCAUGUCCUGAACAACUUCCGCAAGUGGGUCGAGGAGGGAUAUCCCACAGAGAGUGGCGAGCCAGCCACUGUGAACGAGGUCGACUAUCCCGUGCCAGAACUUGAUAAGGCCAAGGUCAUAGCUUUCGAGGAGGUUCGUGAGAUCGCAAAGGAGCAAGGUCUCGAAGGCGCAGAGGAGGUACAGAUCCUGGACGCUCGCAGUCUGGGACGAUGGAAGGGCAUUGAUCCCGAGCCGCGCGAAGGUCUCUCUUCAGGACACAUCCCUCACUCCAUUUCGGUUCCCGUCUCCGACCUCCUUGACGCCGACAGCAAGGCACUCCUGCCAGCCGCCAAAUUGCAGGAGGUCUUCAAGUCCAAGAACAUCGACCCCUCGAAGCCCAUCAUCGCCAGCUGCGGCACCGGCGUUACAGCGGCAGUCAUCGACGCGGCCCUGACCGAGGCUGGCUUCCCAAGCGGUCAACGACGACUGUAUGACGGCAGUUGGACUGAGUGGGCGCAGAGGGUAAAGCCGGGUGAGAGCUUGAUUCGCAAGUCUGAGUAGGGCGGGAUUGAAACCGUCGUAACACGCUCGCUACAGAUUCAGGUUGG
Boeremia exigua is the source of this 1248-nucleotide messenger RNA. Its product is annotated as thiosulfate sulfurtransferase-like protein. The coding region runs from base 182 to 1201 and encodes 339 amino acids. Gene Ontology annotation, cellular component: mitochondrion. The record is from RefSeq and is a predicted model, not a curated record. Gene Ontology annotation, molecular function: thiosulfate-cyanide sulfurtransferase activity. Gene Ontology annotation, biological process: transsulfuration. The transcript has 3 exons. NCBI's taxonomy places the organism in Eukaryota, Fungi, Ascomycota, Dothideomycetes, Pleosporales, Didymellaceae.